Molecule: messenger RNA, 1260 nt
Organism: Ichthyophthirius multifiliis
Lineage: Eukaryota; Ciliophora; Oligohymenophorea; Hymenostomatida
Product: UPF0526 protein, putative
Exons: 1
Biological process (GO): protein K48-linked deubiquitination
Molecular function (GO): cysteine-type deubiquitinase activity; K48-linked deubiquitinase activity
Source: RefSeq, a predicted model, not a curated record
AUGGAAUGCCCUAAUUUUCUAUAAGAAGAAUAAGAAGAAUUUCAAGAGAAUAAUUUGAAUAAAUAUAUAAAAAUAAAUUUAUUUGAAAAAGGUAAAAUAGGAUAAAACUAUAAAUGUCCUCAAUAACUAAACUUAAAUAAAAAUACUACUCUCCAAAAUUUAUCAAAAAGAAUUACUACUCCAAUAUAAGGAAACGAUAUAUAGGAAAUCAAAAAGCUUCUCUUUAACUAGCAAUAGAAUAAGUUUUUACCUUAUUCAUGGUCUUAAGGUUUUAUUUUAAACGAUAAUGAAAAUACAUUUUAUGGUUUGGUUUAAAAAGAAGGAGGUCCUUGUGGAAUUAUAGCAUGCGUUUAGGCUCUUUUUUUGAAAUAUUUAAUGUUUGUUGCACCUCCUGUAAAUAAUUAAGUUAAUAAUAUUGAAUUUUAUAAAAAUAAAUAAUUAAGGGAGAAUUGUUUAGUUGCUGCUUUAGCGGAAAUUUUAUUUAAUUGUAAAGAAAGUGAUAAUAAUAUUAAGAUUGCAGUCAUUACAUAGACUACAUAUUAAAAUGCUGUUCCCGUUGAAAAUUGUGGAAUUUGCUAAUUUAAAGCUAAUACAAUUGAGUAAGCUUAUGAAGGACUGCAUUAAUUCAAAGAAGAGUUUAUUGGAUAGCAUAAUAGUGGGAUUACGACUUUCCUUUAUAGUGUUGUUUUGACAAAAGGAGUUUAGAAUAUAAAAGAUGAAAUGGAUUCUUAAGAAAACGCUCUUAUAGGACAUCAUGGGCAUUGUUAAUAGGAAUAAGUGAAUUUGUUUUUGACAGGAAAGGCCAGAUCAAAUUGCUUUGAUGGUGAAAAAGUACUCGAUGAUGAACUUAGACUUAGGGGAAUAGAUUAAAAAAGUUAGUUUGGGUUUUUGACGAUUUUCGAGCAUCUGUAAUAUAUAGAGGUAGGGGAAUAUCUUAAAAAACCAGUUUUUCCAAUUUGGGUGAUAUGUAAAGAAUAUCAUUAUUCAGUGAUAUUUGCACUUGAUUAUAGGGUUUGUGAAAUUAAAAAUAAUGGGAAGUUUGAUAUAAUACUUUAUGACGAGUUAUAUAAUAAAGAUGAUAGAAUUAUUAUGACAGUCAGCUUUAAGGAAUAAACAGAAAAUAAUAAAAGAUUGUUUGAAAAAAAAGAUUAGGAUGAUAAAUAAGAUGAAGAUCUAGUUCCUCUAAUUGAACAGGUAAUGAAAACUAAAUGGGGCAAAAAUAUGGUUUUGGAUUGGAAUGAUUCUAUUCCAAUUUUGUGA